Pocillopora meandrina is the source of this 999-nucleotide messenger RNA. The record is from the annotation of a GenBank genome assembly. Lineage: Eukaryota; Metazoa; Cnidaria; Anthozoa; Scleractinia; Pocilloporidae.
AUUUCAACUGGCGUUGUACUGGGGAACGUUACUGCUGCUUCACUUUUUCUCAGAAAACGGAAAUUACAUACUCGAGCUGUUUACUUUCUCAUGAGUCUCGCCUUUUCUGACAUCAUAGUGGGUAGUGUUGGAAUACCUUCGUUUAUCUACAUCCUCGCAAAUUCAGUGGAGUUUCCUAAUUUCGUGUACACUCUAUGGAAUGCUAUUGAUGUUUUUGGCGCAACAGCAUCUAUUUGGUAUUUAAUGAUGAUAAGUAUAGAAAGGUUUUAUGCUGUUGGCUGGCCAUUUCUUCAUCGCGUAUCCUCCAAAAGGCCAUAUUUCUGUCUUAUUGUCCUCGUUUGGAGCAUAUCAGUAGCACUGAGUUGUAUAACUGUGACGGAGGCCUCUAGAUGGCCCCAUUAUACACUGUUUGUUUCCAUGGUAUCUUUUGUGUUGCCUUUAACAGUAAUCCUUUUUGUCUACUUGGCUAUGUUUUUUAUUGCUUUAAAAAGUGUUAGACUGAAUACCCGUCAGACUCAGAGCGCCGAGAAAGACACUCGUCUCGCCAAAGCGAUAUUAUUAAUCAUUGGUUGUUUCAUAGUCGCUUGGGCUCCAUUCUUUGGCCUGAAUUUUGCAUACUGGGCGUGCCAUUCAUGUGUUGAUAUUGAAUACGAGCUUAUUCUUGUGUUCAAGGUACUUCAAUACAGUAGUUCGCUUGCAAAUCCUAUCAUAUACACCUUAAGGAUCCCUGGUUGUUACCAAGCAUUCGUGGAGCUGUGUGGCCAUUGGUUGAGGUGUCAAAAAACUAAUUAUUUAGAAAAUCCGGAGUAUCCUUUAGCUCCAAAUGAAGACAUAGCUUUAGUUAGAUUCCGACACAUCGACAACCCUCCCUUUCACUGCUUUUCUUUGCUUGUCAACUCAGCAGAUCCCUUGAUGAAAUCAUCGACGUCAGGGAGCAAAGGAAAAACGUCAAGACCUUUUCGCAAGUCUAAAAACUUGACUUUUACAUCUAUGGUGUAG